GGGUGCGUGAAGUCCAAGUUCCACCUGCCAAGAGGCAAGGUCUCAAAAACUGAGCCUGGCGGUGCCCUGCAAAACCCCAUGUGCAUGAUGGAUCCCACAUCCUUGGAUAAGCGGGUGAGUGGGAAUGGCAAUGGAAACAUGCCAGGGUCCUCAGAAGGCUCUGAGGACUUCAUCGUGGUUGCCCUGUAUGAUUACGAGGCCAUUCACCGAGAAGACCUCAGCUUCCAGAAGGGGGACCAGAUGGUGGUCCUGGAGGAGUCUGGAGAGUGGUGGAAAGCCCAAUCUCUGGCCACCCAGAAAGAGGGCUACAUCCCAAGCAACUAUGUUGCCCGUGUUAACUCUCUGGAGACAGAAGAGUGGUUCUUUAAGGGCAUCAGCCGUAAGGAUGCAGAACGUCACCUCCUGGCCCCUGGCAAUGUCUUGGGUUCCUUCAUGAUCCGGGACAGUGAGACCACCAAAGGCAGCUACUCUCUGUCCGUGCGAGAUUACGACCCCCAGCACAGGGAUACAGUGAAACAUUACAAGAUCCGGACCCUGGAUAGUGGGGGCUACUACAUUUCCCCACGAAGCACCUUCAACACCCUCCAGGAGUUGGUAGCCCACUACAAGAAGGGGAAAGAUGGGCUCUGCCAGAAGUUAACAGUGCCCUGCGUGUCCUCCAAGCCCCAAAAGCCAUGGGAGAAAGAUGCCUGGGAGAUUCCCCGAGAGUCCCUCAAAAUGGAGAAGAAACUUGGAGCAGGACAAUUUGGGGAAGUCUGGAUGGCCACCUACAACAAGCACACCAAGGUGGCUGUGAAGACGAUGAAGCCAGGGAGCAUGUCGGUGGAGGCCUUCCUGGCCGAGGCCAAUCUGAUGAAGAGCCUGCAGCACGACAAGCUGGUGAAGUUGCACGCUGUGGUGACAGAGGAGCCCAUCUACAUCAUCACAGAGUUCAUGGCCAAAGGAAGUCUGCUGGACUUUUUGAAAAGUGAAGAAGGCAGCAAGCAGCCCUUGCCCAAACUCAUUGACUUCUCAGCCCAGAUUGCAGAAGGCAUGGCGUUCAUCGAGCAGAGGAACUACAUUCAUCGAGACCUUCGAGCUGCCAACAUCUUGGUUUCCGCAUCCCUGGUGUGUAAGAUCGCCGACUUUGGCCUGGCGCGGAUCAUUGAGGACAAUGAGUACACAGCUCGUGAAGGAGCCAAGUUCCCCAUCAAGUGGACAUCUCCUGAAGCAAUCAAUUUUGGCUCCUUUACCAUCAAGUCAGACAUUUGGUCCUUUGGUAUCCUGCUGAUGGAGAUCGUCACCUAUGGCAGAAUCCCUUACCCAGGGAUGUCGAACCCAGAGGUGAUCCGAGCGUUAGAGCGUGGAUACCGUAUGCCUCGACCAGACCACUGUCCUGAGGAGCUCUACAACAUCAUGACACGCUGCUGGAAGAACCACCCAGAGGAGCGACCCACCUUUGAGUAUAUCCAGAGUGUGCUGGACGACUUCUACACAGCCACAGAGAGCCAGUACCAACAGCAGCCAUGAUCGGGCAGGAC
Molecule: messenger RNA, 1520 nt
Organism: Chrysochloris asiatica (Cape golden mole)
Lineage: Eukaryota; Metazoa; Chordata; Mammalia; Afrosoricida; Chrysochloridae
Gene: HCK
Product: hemopoietic cell kinase
Exons: 12
Coding region: 79-1509 (476 amino acids)
Biological process (GO): cell surface receptor protein tyrosine kinase signaling pathway; innate immune response; protein phosphorylation
Cellular component (GO): extrinsic component of cytoplasmic side of plasma membrane
Molecular function (GO): signaling receptor binding; non-membrane spanning protein tyrosine kinase activity; ATP binding
Source: RefSeq, a predicted model, not a curated record